This is a messenger RNA of Drosophila erecta, 677 nucleotides long. RefSeq lists its product as uncharacterized. The transcript has 2 exons. Lineage: Eukaryota; Metazoa; Arthropoda; Insecta; Diptera; Drosophilidae. The record is from RefSeq and is a predicted model, not a curated record. Bases 8 to 667 code for a protein of 219 amino acids.
CAUCGCCAUGUAUCGCCCAAAGCUGCAGAACGUCGGAGAUCUCGGCCAGGUCACCCUGCUGCUGAUCACCCUUUUUCGACCCAUUCAUGGACUUCUGCUCUAUCCCGCCUCGACGGUGCUCCAGCUGACCUCAUCUGUCUCCAUUCCCGCCGACCUCAACACCCGCACCAAAGUCUUCAUGGACAUGGGCUUCCAGAUGAACUACAACCUGCCGGCCACGGUGUCCGCCUUCUACAAUGCCACCAUCUGGGCAGAUGAGCUGUCCCGGAGGCAAAAGCGCCAGUUGGACAACAGUCUGGAUGCAAAUCUGCAGCAGUUGGAUCUGGAGGGCGGCAUGCAUCCGGGUGAUUUUACGGCCGGACAACUGUACAAGGGUGUAGAAAAUAUGCUCGAGACCUAUGGUUUCCACAGAUCCUGUCUGCUCCGAAGUGUCUGUGAGCUGGCCCUGCAUCCCUUCGCCGAGAACCACUUCUAUGGAAUGGUCACCGAAGUCAUAACCUUCCUGCUCACACCAUCUCAACACGAGGGAUUCACUGAGGACGAGCAGCAUUAUCGUGAUAGAUACGAAAAAGCCGAGCAAAUUGGCUUUCUCGGUGGCCAGUGCCAUCUAUCAUAUCCGAGUUGUGAAGCAGAUAUCAUAAAUCUAGUCACCCGACUGGUCAGAUGAAAUAAAUAUC